GUGUUUACAUGUGUAGCUUUUACAGUAGCAAACAAUAAAGAUCGAGUUAUUCAAGCAUUAGUUUAUUUUUAAAAUAUUUCAGUAGAUUUAAAUGUAAACUAAAUCCAUAAACUCAAAGCAAAGAUGAUUGCUGAGAAAUUUAGUAAUGUUGAAUCUAGAAUAAAUGAUUCAGCAGUUAUUAAAAAAAACAUUGCAAUAAUUAGCACAACGAAAGAUCAGAACCAAAAAAGUUUGAAACCACUGUCAGAACAAAAUAUUGGGAAAAAAUACAAGUUACAUGGAAACAAGCACCUUAACCAAAUCAAUGAUCGUGUUAAACGUAGUGUUGUUUUAGCUUUACAAUGGCUGAACUCGCCACAAAAACCAAAAAAAUAUGCAUAUUGUUCGUUGUUUAUAUUUGGUCCAAAAAAUAAAUUUCGUUUACUUGCCAUAAAGAUCACUGAGGCAAAGUUGUAUGAAUAUUUCAUCCUACUCACCAUCAUAAUUACGUGUAUAAUCAUGGCCUUGGAUGUUCCUAUGCCUAAUCAAAGCAAAUCGAAAAUUAGCAAGUUUUCAGAUAAAGCUGAAUAUUUUUUUCUUGUCAUUUUUGGCUCUGAAGCUCUCCUCAAAAUUAUUGCAAAUGGUUUUGUUUUGCACCAAAAGUCAUAUCUUAGAAGUUUGUGGAAUAUCAUUGACUUUUUUGUCGUUCUAAUAAGUUUCACUGUUUUGUUUCAAAAUCGAAUUAAAAAUUCUAACGUAGAAUAUUCUCUCGAUGUAAGAGCAGUUCGUGCAGUUCGAGUAUUGCGUCCUCUUAAGUUUAUUACAAUAAUUCCAAGUGUACACAUCAUCAUGACAUCUAUUAUGAAAGCAGUUGUACCACUUUUGAAAGUAUUGUAUCUUUUUAGUUUCAUGAUUGCAAUUUAUGCUAUCAUUGGUUUACAGUUUAUGGUCAACAGAUUUAAAUACAGCUGUCAAAACGAUCUGACAAAAAAUUUUACAGACCAGCUUUGUGAUGGUGCUAUUAAUGGUACUACUAAAUACUUUGUUUCUGGUGUGAAAUGUGCAACAAAUGAGUCGUGUGUAAUAAGUAAUCUUGAAAUUAACAAUGGAGUUAAAACAUUUGACAACAUUUUUUUUGCUGUAUUAACAGUGUUUCAAUGUGUGACAACUGAUGCAUGGUCAGAAAUUAUGUACAAAACAUUUUAUACUAUGGAUGAAAAAGGGUAUUUAUGGUCAGCUUAUUAUGUUUCAUUGGUGAUGCUAGGUGCAUUUAUUAUACUAAAUCUGGUUCUAGGUGUUUUAAAUGGGGAGUUUUCGAAAGAAAGAUCUAAAGUUGAUCAAAAAAGUGAGUUUAUAAAGCUACGUGAAAAGAUAAAAUUAGAUCAAUCAUUCGAGUUUUACUUAUACUGGAUUUUAGAAGGAGAAAUCAUUCGAGAGGAUUGUUUAAGAAGAUUGUACAAGAUUCAUGAAGAUAAAACAUCAAGACUCCAUUUUAUUUUAUUAUAUAUAAAAUCCUUGCAAUUGAAAGCAAGAAAAUUAGUAAAGCAUAAAAUUUUCUUCUGGUUUGUUAUUUCAAUUGUUUUUCUUAAUACUAUUUUUAUGACUACCUAUCACUUUGGCCAGCCUCAUUGGCUUAAUGACUUAAAAGUUUAUUUUGAGAGAGUCUUAGGAAGCAUAUUUAUUGUUGAGUUGCUGUUGAAAGUUUUUGCAUUCACAUUAAAAGAAUAUUGCAGUUCAUCAUUUAAUAUUUUUGAAUUUGUUGUUGUUUUUCUAAGUUUUGUAGAGAUUUUCUCAAACUGGUCUAUUGGUUUACCUGCAUUGCGUUGCUUUGUAUUACUUCGUGUUUUUAAAGUUACAAAGUACUGGUCAAGAUUUCAACAUAUUGUUGCAUCAUUUAAAAGCGCUAUGAAAUCAAUACUCAGUCUUUUUUUCCUUCUCCUUCUCUACAUAUUUAUUAAUGCACUUCUGGGAAUGCAUUUAUUCUCUGGAAGAUUUGAGAGUUUACAAAAACCAAAUUUUAAUGGUCUCGCUAACUCUAUUCUUGCAGUAUUUCAGGUAAUUAAUGGAGCAGACUGGAGUAGUGUUAUGUAUAAUGGAAUGAAAGUGUAUAAAGAUGAUAAGAUGUUUUAUUUUGUUAGUGUAUACUUUUUAUUUCUAGUUUUGUUUGGCAACUACAUACUUCUCAACAUUUUUUUGGCCAUAGCUGUAGACAACCUUGCUAAUGCAGAAAUACUUACAGAUGAUGAAAUACAAGAUAAUAUUAUUAGAAUGGAAAAUAAAAGAAAUCUAGUUCAAUUUUAUAAUAAUGGUAUAUCUGCAUCAUGUUCAAAAAAAUCUUUUUCAAAUGUUCGAUUGAAAUCUAUAGAUAUUGAGAAUAAUCUUUAUUACAAAAAUCAAGAAAUCAGUGACAUAGCGGAAAAUUGUAGUGACAAAGUAGUGUAUUAUAAUGAUGUCAUAGCAGAACAGAGAUUGAGAAAGAAAGGAAGUGAAAUUAUAAAUAAGAACUUAAAGAGUGAUUUUAAUCCAAAAAAAAUUAUUCAAGUAAAUAACUUGGAAUUAAAAUUUGACAAGAAUGUUGAAAUGUCAAAAGAUGUAUUACCUAAAAAAACCAAUACAACUUUUAAUGAAAUCAAUAAUGCAGAAAAAAAGUUGUUCAACACUAAAGGUUCUUUGAACUUUACAGAUAAUUUUGAAUCGAACAUUGUUAAACAAGGAUUUUUCAAGACAUUCAAGAAUAGUAUUGUCAAUAAAAAAAAAUCAAUUGAUAAUUUUAUUUUGUUCAGCGACUCUUCUCUUUUUAUUUUCUCUUCUACAAAUAGGUUUCGUGUGCUUUGUCAUUCAAUAGUCCGGUCAAAAUAUUUUGAUUUAGGAAUGAUUGCAAUUAUAUUGGUUCGUUCAUUAGUGCUAGCAAUUGAAGAUCCAAUAAAUCUUGAUUCUUAUCUUAAUAAUAUUAGCAGAAAGUGCGAUCCUAUUUUUACAGCCAUUUUUGGAAUUGAGAUUUUUCUUAAGAUAGUUGAUUCUGGUUUUAUUUUGCAAAAAGGAUCAUUUCUUCGUGAUUCGUGGAACAGACUUGAUGCAUUUGUUUUUUUUAAUAGUUUACUUUCAAUUAUUCUUUCAAAUAUGUUACAAAAAGGCAACAUUGCUUUAAAAGUUGUUCGUGUGUUCAGAGUACUACGACCACUCAAAGUUGUUCAAUAUGUAAAAAAGCUAAAAAUAAUAUUUUUAUGUAUGAUAUAUUCAUUUAAAGUCAUUGGAUUCAUUUUGAUAAUUGCUUUUUUGAUGCUGUUUAUUUUUGCAUGUAUUGGUGUUCAGCUUUUUGAGGGAAAGUUAUAUUAUUGCACUGAUGAAACUAUCAAGAAUAAAGAUAUGUGCAAAGGAGAUUAUUCCAAAUAUGAUACUGAUUCAAAUAAAGAUAUAGAGAUGUUUCCAAAGGUAGAAUCUAGAAGUUGGGAAAAUUCAAAAUUUCAUUUUGACAAUGUCUUGGAUGCUUUGGUAACUCUUUUUGUGUGUUCUACAGAAGAUAACUGGCCGACAAUGAUGUAUAAGACAAUGGGUAUACCUAAAGAAAAUACAGGGCAUUUCUUAAUGAACUAUUCCUUUGCAGGAAUUUAUUUUAUUGUUUUUAUGGUGAUAUUUACUUUCUUGAUAAUCAACAUAUUUGUUGCAUUAAUUAUUCUGACGUUUCAAAAACAAGGUGAAAUAGAGAUCCAAGGUGGUCUUGACCAAAAUCAACAUGCUUGUUUGGAAUACGUCUUAAACAGUAAACCUUGCAAAUCUUUUAUGCCAUUAAAUGAAUCAAGUAUAUCUUUUCGGAUGUUGCAUUUUAAUAAAUCUCAUCAUUUUGAUAACUUUAUGUUGGCAAUAACUUUAAUUAACAUGUUACUGCUUAUGUUAAGGUAUAAAGGAAUGUCUCACAACUAUAGAGAUUUGUUGGUUAAAAUUAAUGGAGGAUUUACUAGUCUGUAUUUAAUUGAAGCUCUUCUAAAGAUAAUAGCAUAUAGAGUGAACUACUUUAAAGAUUUUUGGAAUUUGUUCGACAUUGCUGUGAUUUUAGGUGGAUUCCUCGAUAUUGUUUUUACUUUUUUCUUUAAGAUUGCAUGGUUAGAUCCUACGAUGUUUCGGUUGUUCAGGGUUGCACGUCUACUAAAGCUUUUGAAAAGACAAACAAGCGUUGAAGUUAUUUUGUGGACACUUUUAAAAUCUCUCAAAAAAUUAGCUUAUGUUAUUGUAUUGAUUCUUAUUACCACUUAUGUAUAUGCUAUUAUGGGAAUACAGUUGUUUGGCAACAUCAAGUUAGAGAAGACCAAUCAGCUAAAUGAGAUGAAUAACUUUUGUGACAUUUUUAAAACAAUAUUACUUCUUUUUCGGUGUUCUUCUGGUGAUAAUUGGAGUGAAAUAAUGAGUGAAUGUUAUGAUAAUGCCAAAUGCGAUGAAAGAUAUUUAAUACAUUCAAAUGUUCCAUGCGGUAAUACUAUGCUGGCUCGAAUUUAUUUUAUUUCAUAUAUGUUUCUCUCAAGGUUUUUUCUUCUCAAUUUGUUUGUUGCAGUAAUCAUGGAUAACUUUGAAUAUUUAACUCGUGAUAACUCUAUAAUGUGUUUACAAGAUUUAAAAGAUUUUGUUAGCUGUUGGUCACAAUUUGAUCCUCAGGCAACAGGAUACAUCCCAAAUGACAAACUGUAUGAAUUAAUGUGCUUAACAUCUCCUCCUAUUGGAUUUGGUGCCAAAUUUCCUAAAGCUGUUUGUUUAAAGCGUAUGAUGCAGAUGAACAUUCCACUAAAUGCUGAUGGUAAUGUAUCUUUCCAUAAUGUUUUAAUGACUCUAGUUCGAUUUGGUUUGAAGAUUCAUUUGAAUAAAACUGAUGUAGAGUUUAAGAAUAUUAUCAACUCUUUAUGGCCAGCUAUUGCUUUAAAGUCUUUAGAUAAAUUUUUUCCUGAUUUAACAGAUAAAAACCAGUUAACUAUUGGAAAGGUAUUUUCCAUAAAACUUAUUUUCAUGACUUUUCAAAAGAAAAAACAUAAACUGUUCAGAGAAGAUGAAGAAGAUAUUUCGAUUUAAUCUUCGAAAGAAGUUUUAUCUGUGUCCGCAAUAUGUUUCUUUUUUCAAUUAUUAACUAAUUGUCUUCUUCAGUCAAACUAUUUACCUACUGAGCAUAAUUUUAAAUAUUAUUUCAUAUAGAACUAUUAUUUUGUA
Molecule: messenger RNA, 5169 nt
Organism: Hydra vulgaris (swiftwater hydra)
Lineage: Eukaryota; Metazoa; Cnidaria; Hydrozoa; Anthoathecata; Hydridae
Product: voltage-dependent L-type calcium channel subunit alpha-1S
Biological process (GO): calcium ion import across plasma membrane
Cellular component (GO): membrane; voltage-gated calcium channel complex
Molecular function (GO): high voltage-gated calcium channel activity
Source: RefSeq, a predicted model, not a curated record